This is a messenger RNA of Folsomia candida, 2090 nucleotides long. RefSeq lists its product as uncharacterized. The record is from RefSeq and is a predicted model, not a curated record. Gene Ontology annotation, molecular function: protein binding; snoRNA binding. The transcript has 11 exons. The coding region runs from base 153 to 1916 and encodes 587 amino acids. Gene Ontology annotation, cellular component: Pwp2p-containing subcomplex of 90S preribosome; small-subunit processome. Lineage: Eukaryota; Metazoa; Arthropoda; Collembola; Entomobryomorpha; Isotomidae. Gene Ontology annotation, biological process: maturation of SSU-rRNA from tricistronic rRNA transcript (SSU-rRNA, 5.8S rRNA, LSU-rRNA).
AGUAUCUUAUACUGAGCGGGAACCGCUGUUCAACAACGUGCUCAAAUCUUGUUCUCUUUUCAUUCUUACGUCUUGUGCGCUCUUGAAUUUACUUUGUGUUAAGUUGUAAUUAACUUACCAAUUAAACUUAAUUGAUUAGAUAGCUUUCAAGAAUGGCUGAAUUUGCGGAACUCCAUACCCAAGAAUGGGAACCAAUUGUGAGUGAAAUUAAUCGUCUGGGGCUAUUUUCACGGGCAGAAAUAAAGAAAUUAGUGAGCAAUGUACAUGAGAAGGAAUAUACUAUGCAAAAGAGGACGAGAACGCUGGACAAUGUUUUAGAUUAUGUCAAAUUCCAAACAGACCUUUUGGAAGAAAUUAAAAAAUGUCGAGAGGAAUUAGAAGUAUUUGAAAAGUUUGAAGAAAUUGAGCAGGCGAUCGCGAGGAGGAUAAACUCCUUGUUUGGUUCCUACACGCGAAUUUUUUCCAACGAGAUCCGAUUUUGGGAGGAGAAACUAAAAUUUGUGAUUGAACAAAAAUGGUUUUCAGCCGCGUUUACAACUUAUCAGGACGCAAUCAUUCAUCAUGGGUCACGUUAUCCAUACCUCUAUGAAAAGGCCAGUGCAUUCGAAUGGAGUAGAAAUCCAAUAAAGCAUAUUGACUCGGCUAGACGAUUGCUGACUGAUGGGAUUAGAUUGAACCAGCAAAACUUGGAUAUGUAUGCAUGGCGUUUUGAGUUGGAGAUGAAGCACGCAAGCCUGCUAAAUAACAAAAUUGACAACCAGGAAGAGUUGAACUCGGAGACGUUGAAUAAAUACAACACAGAAAUCCAAAAUUGUUUGCAAGCUAGCAGACUUGCUUUCACUGGGGCGAUCGAGUUUUGUCUUCCACAAGACGGCAAAGUCAAGUUGUACGACCAAUUUUUGCAAAUAGCGUCAAAAUAUCGGUUUGAUGCUCAAAGUGAAUUUAUUUUAGGGGAAAUGAUGAAAACUUGUCAAGAUGAAGUUGAAUAUUAUGGGAAACUUGCAGAAUACAAUCUGGAAAAGGGAGAUUUCAAUGGCGGACUGUCAGAAUUGAGAAAAGGCAUCAAGAUGAUCGACACCUCAGAAAUGUAUGGCACUGUACUUGCUGUGCUUCAUAAGCAUUUGCAAAAUCAUCCGAGCACACAAGGGUAUGAAACUCUUCAUUCUAUUCUUCAAAGCGGUAUACGAAAUGACAAGUUGUCUCCAGAAAGCUAUUUAAUUUGGCUUGAUCAAUGUAUUUCUUGGCCAUUUCGUAAAAACGGUGUUGAAAAAACUCACAUGUUCUCCGAAGACGAAAGGAUGAAAGUCUUAAAGACUGCGAUAGAAAAGUACCCAGAUAAUUUGCAGUUUGCGAUAGAAAUGUUCAAAAUAAAUGCCGAGAAAGGUUUACCUCUUGAAGCCGACAUUGAGCGAAUAAACAAAACUGCGCUGCCACAGGACAACGUUGAUGACUGGAUGUUUCCUAUUCUUAUGAUUCACGUUGAAACAAACCCUUCAAAACAAAUGAGAUCGUGCUGUCAAAAGUUUGUCAACCGGUCUCCCAAAUUGUUUGCAAAAUAUCUACGCUACAUACAUUUGAAAGAUGGAAUCGCGGAGGUGCGAGAUGCAUACAAAAGUUCGAAUAAAGUAAAUGACUAUGAAGUGAUGAGCACAAUGGCCGACAUGGAAUUUAGAAGCUUGGAUCAUUCCCUCCCCCUGGGUGAAAAGUACAAACGGUUUCGUGACAUCAUGGAGAAAGCGUGCCAGUUACAUGGCAAGGCGAAUCUUGAAGUCUGGAUCGACUACAUAAAAUACGAAAAAUGUUUGAAUAACCCAGACAAGGUUUCAGAAAUCUUCGCCCGAGCCUUAAAUUCCGUACCUUCAAACCUUAAACAAGAACUUUUGCUACGACGAGAUCGACUAAUUACAAUGAAUUAAUCGAUAACAUGUGUUUCCCUACGAAUCUAAUCUAUCCUAGGUUUAUAAUUGUGAUUUUUAGCUAUUUAAAAUUAGAAUUUUUAUUUUGAGUGAAAUGCAUGUUUUGUUUAUAUAUGUAAGGAUAAUAUACUUAUAUACUUUAUUAAAUGCAAACACAAAUUAAAUCAAAGAAAA